Molecule: messenger RNA, 2220 nt
Organism: Rotaria sp. Silwood2
Lineage: Eukaryota; Metazoa; Rotifera; Eurotatoria; Philodinida; Philodinidae
Source: the annotation of a GenBank genome assembly
AUGAAUACAAUUAAUGAUGGUAUUAAAGAUCGACGUGAUACAGAAUUAACUUUCUUAAAGAAAGUUAAUGAAGAAUAUGCAUUACGUUUAACACCAAAUGGAAGUGGACAAGGUAAUUUACUAUGUUAUACUAAUAAUAUCAAUUUAUUUGUAUUCUUAUGUGAUGUACAACAUGCACCUAAUAAAAUUAUCAAUACUAAUGUUAAAGUUAUUUUACCAAAACAUUUACCACCUAAAAGAUCAAUCAUUAUUAAAGGUGUACCAAAUUCACUUUGUACUGAGGAUAUUAAAAAUAUUCUUGCACAAAAGUUCACAACGAUUUAUAUAAUUGAUGAAAUUCUAGGUACAAAUAAUGGUAUAAUAUGUAUGGAAGGACAAUGUUUACAUGUUGUUGAAUAUCUUGCUGCUCCACGUGUGCUCUUCUGCUCUAAAAGAUGCGGUGGUGAUAGAAAUGUUGGUCAACAUAAUGAAUGUGAAAUUAGAUGCCAUAAUUGUAAAGAAGAACAUUUAUCAACUGAUUAUAAAUGUGUUGCUGUACAAUGUUAUCGUCGUGAUCUUAUUCAACAUAUUCAACAACAUCCCGAAUCAUUACCAAAUGAUACUCAAUUAUUUAUUCCUUCUCAAUAUCGACGUCAAGGUGAUAAAACAAUUAGUAAUCGAAAUGAAUGGCCACUAUUACCACCACCAACUAGAUCAACAAUUUCUUUUUCGAAAUAUUCAACUACAUGUCCAUCAGACAUAAUGAAUAAUUUUAAACUACUACUAAACCAAACCGAACUCAAUUGUGCUUUAGCUAAAGAAGAAUAUGAUAGAAAAAAUAUGGAAAUUAAAUCACAAAUAUCAUUAAGCAUUAAUCAAAUUCAAUCCUUAAUUACUUGCUGCUCAUCUGUUAUACAAAAACAAAAUGAAGCAAUAGCUGUUUUAAAGAAUGCAAUUUAUGAAUGUUUAGAAUUUAAUCGUGUAACUAAUCAAGCUUUAUGUUUUAUUAUGGAUAAAUCUGGUGAUCAACAUUAUGUUGAAAUAUCAAAACAAUUAUCAUCUAUUCCAUUUGCUGAAAGACAAUCAUCCAUUAACAAAUUAUUCUCCACUUAUGCACCAAUUUUAGAUGAAUUUACAAUGAAACUACUAGAAGUUACGCAACAUUUACAUGUAAAUAUCAACAAUGAAACAAUACCGGAACGAACUCUUAUUGGUGCUGUUUAUGUACCACCCGGAAAAUCACCACCUCUUCAUCUAUUCUCAAAAUGUAGAAAUAAACCAUUUUUUAUAUUCGGUGAUUUUAAUGCUAAACAUAGUAGUUGGGAUUGUGACAUAAACAAUGAUAGUGGAAAUCAAAUAGCUUCGUGGUUAGAACAAACAGGAAAUUCUAUGAUUUUACCUAAUAAAUCUACAUCACGUAGAUCAAAUUCAAUAAUUGAUUUUGGGUUAACUCAAGAUGCUUCCGGUUGGAUAACCGAAGUUUUAGAUGAAGGUACCUCCGAUCAUUACCCCAUUCUUAUUCAAUCACCAUUAUUCGUUGAAAAUUCAAACAAAUUCAGAUGUACUAACUGGAGUAUUUUUUCUUAUUUUUUACGUUUGGUACAUCAGUAUUGGUUAUCAUUGGUAUAUAACUAUGAUGAACAAUAUUUCUUCUCAUAUUUUAAUAAUUUUCUUUCUAGUCUUUUGGAUAGAAGUAGUAUCUAUAAAUCAGCUAGAACUUAUCGUCUCCCGUGGCCACCAUAUUUAGUCUUGCUUGCUCGGCAAGUGAACGGAAGAAGAAGAACAUACCGUAGAAAUAAAACAAUAAUCCAUCUAAUACAUUUUCUACGAUUAAAAGAGUUAUUUCUUGAAGAAAGAUCAAAAAUUUUAAAACAAAAAUUCGAAAAUAAAUUUGAAUGGAUAAAAAAAGAUAAUAAUAUAUGGAAAUUCACUCGCCCUAUUUUUCAUGCGUUUACUCCUCCAUUCCGUGGAAUAACAACAAAUGAUGAAAAGAUAAAACAACCUAAAAAAAUAGUAGACCUACUAGCCGAUCAUUAUGAAAAACAUUUUGAUGAACCUGAACCAGAUAAUAAUAAUCUCUUUCAUUGUGAAUAUCUAUCCAUUUAUGAUAAAAUUAGUCGAGCACCAACUCUACCAUCAUCAUCAUCAUCAUCAUGUCCCAUAGGCUUAGCGCCCGUUGGGGCUAACCACUUACGAGAUCAGAUUUUUCCACGCCUGUCGGUCUUGCGCAAGAUGAAAUAG